Paramacrobiotus metropolitanus is the source of this 2290-nucleotide messenger RNA. RefSeq names its product acyl-CoA wax alcohol acyltransferase 1-like. Gene Ontology annotation, cellular component: endoplasmic reticulum membrane. NCBI's taxonomy places the organism in Eukaryota, Metazoa, Tardigrada, Eutardigrada, Parachela, Macrobiotidae. Gene Ontology annotation, biological process: triglyceride biosynthetic process. The record is from RefSeq and is a predicted model, not a curated record. Gene Ontology annotation, molecular function: diacylglycerol O-acyltransferase activity. The transcript has 4 exons. Bases 1146 to 2132 code for a protein of 328 amino acids.
UUUGUUGUCAACAUUUUGCCAACCAUUGUAUACAAUGGAGUUGUAUAAUUUCAUAUGUAAUGAUCUGAUAUGUCGCUUGCGUGAUUAAUUACGGAAUUACCAGCAUAUUUUGCAUUUUAGUCUGUUUGACUUUCACUUUGCAUUUGUUGCCGGCUUAAAUAACGACGGCUCUGGAGACACACUUUAAAUUUCAACAUGAACUCAACACCGUCGUCUUCUGAUUCAAGCGCAUCAAAAUCGCUAUCGCUGGUGCUUUCGGAAUCGCUUUCUAACAAGGCUUGCUCCGUUUCAUCAUUGAUUAACUCUUCGAUCUUUAAACUGAUAAUCUUUUUGUCGCAUAGAUUAAGAAAUUUCUGCCUUUUAGAUGGUGGUGCCAUUACAGAAAUCACAACAGUUAUUGCCACUACUGUAAUUUAUACACGUGUAAUUAAUUUUUGAACGCCUCGCAAAUAAAGAAUAGCUGCAGCGUGACAGGCGCAGCGAUGUCUUCGUUAUGCCGGGACAUGAUGCAGACUACUUCAUGUGGCGCCGCAUUUUGCAUUAAAAGUAACUUUUGUUUUCACUUUGGUGGUCAGUUUCUUUCCUGGCACGCAGACAUACUCGUCUUAUCAUUUGUUGACAGCUUUUUGGCUGAUUCAUCGGGUUGUUUUUACUUGUUCUGGCCUUUACGCUACAUGCAUCGAUUACACAGAAGAUUUUGACCACCCAUACUGUACAUGAAUGGAUUUGGCGGAUGCAUGGUUGUACCGUAUGAGUGUUUACAAGUUAACCACACUCGCGACUCAUCUCAUCGUCAGCUGUUCCGCAGACAUUCGGAAGCCGCACGACAGUGCACAGUCCGCACUGUAGUCGCGAGCGCUUUGCUCUAGCAGACUCUGCCAUAUGUAGAACUACAGAUUUGUACAGAUUGUAGAGGUUCGCAUGAUGAUCUGCUCCUGAGAAAAUUCAUGAAAAGUUUCCGGUGAGACAAGUUUAGGUAUCUCCAUUUGCUUUGUACCUGCCUUGAAGAGUUUAUAUAUAAUUAUAAACGCCACCGCCGUCAGUUAACGCACGCGCUUGAAUAGUGUGCAUCAGCGUAUUCUUAUCGUUAAAAGUCAGAUCAAAAUAUAGUUCUCCUAAAGUCAUUCUUCCCGAAGUAUUAAACCAUGUCGACACAAACUGAAAUUCCGGAAGAGGAUAAGCAUCGAUAUGUGUCUCCUGGUGUAUCGCUACCCAAGUUGUCGCUUACAGCGCGAUCUUUUCUCCGUGUAAUUUCGUGCGCAGCGCUGUAUUUUCCGGUGACAUAUUACUUUCCCGCAUGGUACCAUAAAACCAUUUUUCUUUACAUUUGUUGGUAUUUUUGUUACGAUACUGCAAAAACAGGCGGUCGUGCCAGUCCCUGGGUUCGCCAGUGGACGAUCUUCCGCCGCAUCGCCGGAUAUUUUCCGGCUCUGCUGGAGAAAACGUGCGACCUGGACCCGAAUGAGAAGUACGUUCUUGGGUGUCACCCGCAUGGAAUUUGCAUUGGAGCGGCACUUAAUUUUGCAACCGAAGCCACAGGAUUUUCGCAGAUAUUCCCCGACAUUAAACCACAUCUGGUCACGCUCAGCGGCAAUCACCGGAUGCCCGGUGCCCGCGAGUUGCUGCGCUAUUUCGGUACAUCGGAUGCCAGUCCCGAAAAUAUCGACUAUAUUUUACAAAACAGAGGGAAUAUGGUAAUAAUUGUGGUCGGUGGUACAAAAGAGACCUUUUUUAUGGACCACAAGGCUGUGAAUUUGGUGCUUAACAAGCGCAAAGGAUUCGUCAGGAUGGCAAUCAAACACGGUGCGCAUCUCGUUCCAUGUUUUACGUUUGGAGAAACCUUCGUGUACAAAGUGCAUCAUGACGUAUUCCCAGGUUGGUUUAGUCGUUGGUUUAAGCGGAUAUCGGGACACACGCCGAAGGUCUUCUCUGGCCUUUAUGGGUUCAUACCAUUCAAAACACCUCUGAACAUUGUAGUUGGAAGACCAAUAAGCGUAGUUCAAGAUUCCAAUCCAUCACGGGAGAAAAUCGACGCUCUGCAUGCGGUGUAUGUGGAACAGUUACGUGACCUUUACGACAAACAUAAAGAACGAUUUGGGAUGGAAAAUAUUCCGUUGACACUGGUUGAUUAAUUUAGUAAAAUAUUUCCUUACUUCAAUGCUUUCUGUAUGAUCUAAAAUUAACCUUAUGGUUUUGCAUUGAAAUAUUCUGAUCAAGCCAGAAUUAGUAGAGACGUUUGUUUUCAGAGACGAGAAUAAUAAAUCACCAUUAAUUCUGGCGUACUGUACGA